This is a messenger RNA of Notolabrus celidotus (New Zealand spotty), 2746 nucleotides long. RefSeq names its product vitamin D3 hydroxylase-associated protein. Gene Ontology annotation, molecular function: amidase activity; fatty acid amide hydrolase activity. The record is from RefSeq and is a predicted model, not a curated record. Gene Ontology annotation, biological process: fatty acid catabolic process. Lineage: Eukaryota; Metazoa; Chordata; Actinopteri; Labriformes; Labridae.
ACCCUCUACCUUGAAACUCGUGAUCUUGUUCAAAAGCAUGCUAGUCGGCUAUCCACACCUAUCUUUUUCUUGCGGAGGAGCAACACGAUGGAUUUGUAGCUCGACUCGUAAACCGCGCCCACUAAUCGACUUAAAAGCUCCGGCAGGUCUGACACUUUGCCAAACCAGUCUUUAACAGCAGUCUGUUUGUGUCUGCACACAUUAGCUGGUCUGCUCUUGGAGCUAGAGGACAGACGAGGAAGGAGCCAUGGAUUUCAGACAGUUACUUCAGGAAGUCGAGCCUCACUAUGGGACAGCUGCAGUGGUUACAGGUGCAGCCUGCGGGGUGGGGGCUCUGAUACUUCUGCUGCAGAAGUUCAACAGCCACCAACAGACAAAGGAGAAGAUCCGGAGGGCGAGAGCACGGAGAGAUGACAGCCUACAGCGAGCUGAGCAGGCUGUGCUCCAGUACAAGGAGUCGCAUCCCUUGUAUGAUCCUGCUCACAUCUUGCCACUGUCCCUACCUGAGUUGACAAAGCAACUGCAGGAAGGCUCCCUAUACCCAGAGGAGGUGUUUUACUCUUACUUGGAAAAGACUCUAGAUGUGAAUAAGAAGCUGAACUGCUGCACUGAGAUCUUGUUGGAGAGUUUCGACCAGCUGAAAACUCUUUCCUCCAGCAAGAAAGGGCUUUUGUACGGAGUUCCAGUUAGCAUCAAAGAAAACAUUGCAUACAAGAAUCAUGACAACUCCUGCGGCGUGGUCAGUAAUUUGGAGAAGCCUGCUGAGAUGGACAGUGUGCUUGUUGAAUUUCUGAAGAGACAAGGAGCAAUUCCUUUUGUGAAAACCAACGUGCCCCAAAGCCUGUUAAGUAAAUGAUUAUCUAACACUUGUUAUGACUGCAGUAACCCCAUCUAUGAGACCUUAAACCCCCACAACCUCCAGAAGACCUGUGGAGGUUCAUCUGGUGGUGAGGGGGCUCUUAGGGGAGGAGGGUCUGUGCUGGGUUUUGGCAGCGAUAUAGGAGGUAGUAUCCGUAUUCCCUCCUCAUUCUGUGGGAUCUAUGGCUUUAAGCCAACAAUUGGACGGCUAAGCAUACAGGGUGUAGCACCUAUUUAUGGAGGGCAAAAAUCAGUGCUGGCAACCAUUGGACCCAUGUCUAGGGAUGUGGACAGUCUGGCUCUGUCUAUGCAAGCCCUGCUGAGUGAAGAUAUGUUUCACUUGGACCCCACUGUUCCACCCAUGCCUUUUAAUAUGCAGAUAUACCAGAGCUCCAAACCCCUCAGGAUUGGUUACCUUGAGAACGAUGGCUUUUGUCAACCAUCUCCGAGCAUGGCCCGAGCCGUCCGAGAGGUCAAAGCUCUAUUAGAGCAAGCAGGGCACACUCUGGUUCCCUACAGUCUUCUGAAGGUCAGACAGAGUUUCUAUGAACUGGUGAUGAGGGGUGUUGCAGCAGAUGGCGCUGCUGCCAUAGUUAAAAAACUGGAGGGGAGUCCUCUGGACCCCAGCAUCAGAACACAGGCGUACCCGUUAUAUUUUCCUACGUGGUUGAAAAAAGUCCUUUCAUUCCUCCUCAGCCACUGGUGAGCUCCUCGUUCCUCUGCUAUGCUAAAUGCUCUCUCUGGUGUUGGAUCCGUCUCAGAGCUGUGGGAGCAGCAUGAAGCUAUCGAGCACUACAUUGAAGAAACAAUAGCAGUGAGACGAUGCAACAUAGACGUGCUGCUGUACCCUAUGAUUGGACCAGCCUACAACUUCUAUUACUGCUGCAAGAACACUCAGAUUUGCAGUUACACGAUGCUCUUCAACCUCCUCAACUUCCCAGCAGGGGCUGUACCCGUCUCCACGGUGACUUCAGAUGAUGAGGAGGAGCUGAAGCACUAUAAGGGUUAUCAGGAUAUGUGGGACAAGAGUUUCAAAGAGGCUGUGACUGGAGCCGAGGGUCUGCCCGUGGCGGUGCAGUGUGUUGCCCUACCUUGGCAGGAUGAGCUCUGCCUGCGCUUCAUGAAGGAGGUGGAGGAACUGGUCAAACAGAGCAGGAAAUAAGGCCUGGAGGCCACAGGUGGGAUGCUCACAUCAGGGGCUUUAGGUUUAAUCUACCUUCAAUAAAGAUUACAAGUCCCUGAAACAAGCAAUAACGAAGGUGCUCCAUUAGAAGGAUAUUACUGCACUAAACACAAGACAACGAUAAAUUACAUCAAAACUAAAUUAAAUACAAGUCAAAUGAAAGUUAUUAAUAAUGGAUUUAAAAAGGUACUUGGACUUUUUUUUAUCUGAAAGGAUUAACUCAGGUUGUGUUGUGAUGCUCAGUGGUUUUUAUGGCCAUAAUUAAGAAUUAAUAACGGGUAUAGGUUAAAUAGUUUGAGAUUAUUUAAAAAACAUACUGAUAUGAACGGCUCACUCCUUGUGUUUUUCUGGUUUUCAUGAAUGUUUACUGUCCUUUUUAAAUUUUAACAAUUCAGUCAUCUGCAUAAUGCUUGAACUUUUUUUGCUACUAUUAAUCACUACACAAAAUAAGUGACACUUGUUUUGACGUUAGAAUAGAUAUGACGUAAAGUCUCAGAUUUGUUUUUUCACCGUUGGAAUUAUUUAAUAUUUCACAUGAUGCAGCAAUAAGAGAAUGAAUAUGCCUCAGAAGAAAUUCAAAUCACGCCAAGCAGCACUGCACCCACAGUCAAAAAUAUUUGAAAUGUACUGAAUUUAUAUUGUCUCCAUCAUAUUAAUGUCUUGAAAAUAACUGAUCAAGAUAAAACAAAUUAAAUGAUCACUCCA